AUGGAACCUACAACUGUACAGACGCGACGGUCGGACGCUGACUAUGUGCCCACGCACUUGCGGCAGUAUGUGUUCCAUUCGCAAGAUGAUUUUUACGUCUCUCGUCACUUCGAUCCGUUGCUAGUGAGUCACCUCAUGUACGAAGGUUUCGUGCCGAUUGCCUCGGAAUUUCAAGACACUUGCUUCUUGUUGCCCAAGCUGCACCUUCAGCGCUGCGUGCUGCUAUACAAGCCAAGUACACCCGCACACGUACCAAAGAUCGUUCAAAAGCGCUCAAAGAAAUAUAAAUUUAUACUCAAUCGAGACUUUGAUGGUGUCGUAGCAGGCUGUCACGAGAAACAUGGUAUUCCGUGGUUAUACCCACCAAUUGUGAAGAGUUUUAAAACCUUAUUCCAGGCCGGAGAUGAUGGCAUAGAACUUUAUCCUGGCAGUAAAGUUCGCUUUUUUACAGUAGAGCUUUAUGAUGUCAUUACGGACUCGCUAGUUGCUGGAGAGCUUGGAUAUACUGUCGGCAGCGUCUAUACGAGUUUAACAGGCUUUAGUCGAGAAAAUGGUGCAGGAAGUGUUCAGCUUCAUGCGCUAAGUAAAUUUUUAUAUUUGGCGGGCUUUAAGAUGUGGGAUUUAGGCAUGUCCAUGGAUUAUAAACUGGGACUAGGGGCUAUAAAUUUGGAACGAAACGAGUUCUUAAACGAACUGUACAAACUGCGUCCGCAAGAAGUGCUGAUGAAACUGGAUGAGAGCAAAAAUGAAGGUGAUGUAUGCAAGGGUGUGUUAGUAAGAGCUCUUUUCGACAAUCACCGACUUCCAAAUGGAUGUGUUAAACUGGAUGGAAAAGAGCAAUUGGCUAAAGAGGCUUCCAAGAACGCUAAAGAAGAUUCAGAGUGA
Molecule: messenger RNA, 885 nt
Organism: Plasmopara halstedii
Lineage: Eukaryota; Oomycota; Peronosporomycetes; Peronosporales; Peronosporaceae
Product: leu phe-trna protein transferase
Exons: 1
Coding region: 1-885 (294 amino acids)
Biological process (GO): protein catabolic process
Cellular component (GO): cytoplasm
Molecular function (GO): leucyl-tRNA--protein transferase activity
Source: RefSeq, a predicted model, not a curated record